AUGGAGAACGGGAGGAGACAGUACGGAGAAAUCGAAGAGAUGAAGGGACUGAGAGACGUUCUUGUCUGCUAUUUAAAAGAACAUCCAGUGUUCAAAAUUAUUCAUCAAAAUCGGAUGAUGAACAUCUGUCAUCGACAAGUUGACCAAGACUUGACGAUACUCAAAAACCGAAUAGGAAAAGAAGAAAUUAAUUCCAAAAGCAGUAAUUUCGCACAUAGAAACAAAGUACUUUGAUACCCUCUCACAAUGUAUGAACAAAAAUGUUUGAGAUAUCCAAAAAGGAAGACGCACAAUUGGAAUAAUAGACACUUCAACCCAGAUGAAGUUACUACAGUUUAUGAACAUUCAGAUGUUACCUAUAUCUGUGAAUAUAUAAAAGACAAACUCUAUUUUGCAACGUUAUCUAAUGGUCGAAGGGAAGUAAAAAGCACGUCUCACAUCCAUUUCUUUACAAUUGACGAGGAGCUGGUUUACAGAAACUUUUUCAGUGACUUUGGUCCACUGAAUAUAGCUUGUCUAUACCAAUACUGCUGUAAGAUAAACAAGAAGCUCGAAAGCGCGGGGAACAAGCACAGACAAAUUGUCCACUAUACUUCGCAACGAGAACACAAAAGAGCAAAUGCCGCAUAUUUGAUUGCUUCUUACGCAGUGUUAUACUUAAACAAGAGCCCAAAAGAAGCCUACAAUAUACUUUUCACGGGAGGUGAAAUUCCUAUAAAGUCGUUUCGAGAUGCCUCUACAGGAUCAGCUAUUUACAACAUCCAUCUGUUAGAUUGCUUGAACGCGCUUAAAAAAGCCGCUUCUUUUGGCUUUUUUAAUUUUUGCGACUUUGAUGUGGCUGAAUAUGAAAAGUAUGAAGACAUGAGAAACGGUGCUUUGAAUUGGAUGAUACCUCAAAAAUUCUUAGCUUUCGUUGGUCCAAGUACUGAACGUGGCACACCUUGUCAUCUACCGGAAUGUUAUAUUGAUUAUUUUUUAAAAAACAAAGUUAUAGCCGUGGUUAGAUUAAACAAAAAGGUGUACGAUGCAUCAAGAUUCACCGCGGUAGGAAUCACACAUUAUGAUAUGUUCAUGCCAGACGGUACGGUACCACCGAAAAGAAUACUAAAUGAAUUUUUGCAACUAAGCGAAAAUACCAAUGGGCCGAUAGCAGUUCAUUGCAAAGCUGGACUAGGAAGAACAGGCUCGUUAAUAGCCGCAUAUUUGAUAAAACAUUACAAAAUGAUGGCAAGAGAAGCUAUUGCUUGGUUAAGAAUAUGCAGACCUGGUUCUGUUAUAGGACUCCAGCAAGGAUGGUUGGAGAACAUAGAGAAGAAUUUAUUAACCGCUGGUCAACAAUAUAAACUGAAGUACUAUGGCGAUGGCGACGUAAUACUGCACCACAAACACGGAAUAUAUUCGAUCGCGGACAAACUGGAGAGGAAAAUACAUUAUAACCCCGCGGGAGGGUGUAUCGAACCUAAUAAGUAUGAUAAUCCAUCUAUGGAACAUAAGGGUAGAACCAAACUAACGAGAAUUUUAGGAAAAUUAAGAAAUUUUCGGGGAUCAGAUGAGUCGAAACGAGCUCCACAGAAAUACAGAGAUACUGAUCCGCAACCAAUAACACAAGGAGAUAGACUGAAUGAAAUCAAAAUGAGAUUCAGAUCUCGAACGUCGGAAUUACGUCAGAAGAAUUGCAUUGCCUACGGAUUGGACGCUUUGAGAAAUGCGCGUCGAAAGAAAUAA
This is a messenger RNA of Eufriesea mexicana, 1725 nucleotides long. Its product is annotated as dual specificity protein phosphatase CDC14B. NCBI's taxonomy places the organism in Eukaryota, Metazoa, Arthropoda, Insecta, Hymenoptera, Apidae. Gene Ontology annotation, biological process: protein dephosphorylation. The record is from RefSeq and is a predicted model, not a curated record. The transcript has 11 exons.